UCAGCCGCCGCCUCCCCCGAAACCCUGGGAGACCCGCCGGAUUCCGGGGGCCGGGCCGGGGUCAGGACCCGGCACCUCUUUCCAGAAACCAAGAGGGAAGAAAAAGUCUCUUACCUCUUCGGCAGCUCCAGAGUUUUCCCGGACUCCCUCCCGGCUAGCUGUGGCACAUUAGCCCCCUUCAGGCUGAGUUCUCGCCGCCAGCCCCAGUCCUCUCCCUGCGCUCUGACCGAAGCCCGAGCCUCAGCUUCCAGCGCUGCGCGCCCCGGCGGGCGAGCAGACAAGCCUCUCGGGCUGGUGAGUGCCGCUCGGCACUGAUCCUCUGUGUGGGGAUCUCUCCGCUUUGCCCUACCCAGAUCUGCUGAUUUGGGUCCUACUUUAUUGACAAGACCUGGACAACCAACACUUACCAGAGUGCCACCGCCUAUUCUUCCAAGGCCAUCCCAGCAGACAGGAAGCAGUAAUAUGAACACUUUCAGACCUGCUUACAGUUCAUUUUCUUCUGGAUAUGGUGCCUAUGGAAAUUCAUUUUAUGGAAGCUAUAGCCCUUAUAGUUAUGGGUAUAAUGGGUUGGGCUAUAACCGCCUUCGUAUAGAUGAUCAUCCACCUAGUAGAUUUGUUCAGCAAGCUGAAGAAAGCAGCAGAGGUGCAUUUCAGUCCAUUGAAAGUAUUGUGCAUGCAUUUGCCUCUGUCAGCAUGAUGAUGGAUGCUACCUUUUCAGCUGUCUAUAACAGUUUCAGGGCUGUAUUGGAUGUGGCAAACCACUUUUCCCGAUUAAAAAUACACUUCACAAAGGUUUUUUCAGCUUUUGCAUUAGUUAGGACUAUAAGGUAUCUUUACAGACGGUUACAAUGGAUGGUAGGUUUAAGAAGAGACUCUGAGAAUGAGGACCUGUGGGCAGAAAGUGAAGGAACUGUGGCUUGCCUUGGUGCUGAGGACAGAGCAACUAACUCAGCAAAAUCUUGGCCAAUAUUCUUGUUCUUUGCUGUUAUCCUUGGUGGUCCUUACCUCAUCUGGAAACUGCUGUCUACUCACAGUGAUGAAGUUACAGACAAUACCAACUGGGCAAGUGGUGAGGAUGACCAUGUAGUCGCUAGAGCAGAAUAUGAUUUUGUUGCUGUAUCUGAAGAAGAAAUUUCUUUCCGUGCUGGUGACAUGCUAAACUUAGCUCUCAAAGAACAGCAACCCAGAGUGCGUGGUUGGCUUCUGGCCAGUCUUGAUGGUCAAACAACAGGACUUAUACCUGCUAAUUAUGUCAAAAUUCUUGGUAAAAGAAGAGGUAGAAAAACAGUGGAAUCCAGUAAAAUUUCCAAGCAGCAACAGUCUUUUACCAACACAACACUAAUUAAAGGAGCAACAGCUGCUGAUUCUUUGGAUGAACAGGAAGCUGCCUUUGAAUCUGUUUUUGUUGAAACUAAUAAGGUUCCAGUUGCACUUGAUUCCACUGGGAAAAAUGGAGAUAAACAAGAUCUUUGAUAACUUUCAUGUUUACCUGCAGCUGAACUAUAUACUUCAGAGUACUUUUAAAAAAUUUCUUCUUACAAAGAAAUUAUUCUUCAAUCCAAUGAAAACAUUUGUUAAUGGCUAUUCCAGAUGUUUUGCUGCUAGAAAUUAUUAAAGUUGUACACUAGUAUGUUGGUCUAGUGACCUGGUUACAUUUUACGAGUUGUUAUUGGACCAUGAGGAUAUUUGUUUUACCUAGAUUUUAAGAUUAUGGAGACUAUCAUUUUCAUCUUAUUUAAAACCCUGUGUUUAUUGAAAGAAUAAGAUUCACGAACUAUAGAAUACACAGUUUGCUACAGUAGGGAUCACUAAUGCAUUUUAAAAUUCUAGAUUAAUUGACUUGGAAUCCUCAAAAGUUGAGUGACAGCAUAUAAAUAUCAGAACAGGCAAAAAGGCUAAUUUUUCUACAAACAGAAUAAUAAAAAUAUUCUGAUGUGUAUUACAUCCAGUAUUGGGUUUGCUUUAGGCAGUAGUAAUAUGUUUUCACCCACCGACAAUUGAUACUUUUAUCUUUUAUUGUAUUUUUUAAAAAUUUAUCUUGGAAAAGUCACUAGAAGCAUUGUGAAGGAAAUGGUUCCAGGGUGACAUAUAGCCCUAAUAGUUUUCCCUGCUAAUAAAGAGGCUAUAAUUUAUCUUUCUUACAGAUUAUUUCCAUUUCUUCAGAGGAUCAUCUCCCUUUACAGUAUGAUUAGUUUUCAUCCUGGGUGAAUCAGAAUACAUAUAUGAAAGAUUUACUUUGUUUUCCUCCAGCCAAGACUCAAGUCCUUUGAGUUUCCAACUCAGUUCUAGCAGCAACGAUUUUAAAUCUUUUCAUAGAUUCUCUGCUUCUACCUAAUUAACUUUUUAAAAUUCCAUAUUCAGGCUGUUCUUUAAACAUUGAGAGUGCGUCACAUUGGGUACACAUUUCUUUUAGGUUUGGUUUUUACUACUGAGACUAUAAAUACAAUGCUGAAUUGCCAUUUAGAAUAUGAUAAUGCCAGUUGACUUGUUUUUUGUUUAAUAAUGAUUUUAAAUCUAGUUAAAUUUCAGAACACUGAAUAUUCCCCCACAAAACUGGAAAAUUCAUGUACUUGCUGUGAUCAUACUACAAAAAUAAUACUAUCAGGAAUACAGGGUACAAUAAUACAUUUACAUAUAUUGUUGAAAACUUGGAAUUAUUUGAUAAAGAUUUUGAUUUAGUAUUUUUAUCUUUCUUCUUACAGACUUUAUGUUCAACAAGUAAGUAAUUCUAGAACAGUUCAAACUAAAACAUUAGGAACCAAGUAUGUGUAUAAUCAACAUAGAAUUUUACUAAAGGCUUCUUGGGAAUCUCUCUUUUGAGACAAUAUAAUAAGUAAUAUAUCAUUUAAAAUACAAAUGUUGACCCCAUGCAGAAAAAGUAAUAAGAUAGUAAAAUCUGUUUAUCUUAGGCAUGUUUUUCUAACACCCGGUUCUUCAAACCUUCAAGUUAAGGAGAUUGAGUUACUUAUAUAUUAUUUUCCAUUUGUGUUCUACAAUUAGAGGUUCUGCUUUGUUUGUUAGAAAGUAAUUUAUGGAAAUUUUGUUAUUGAAACAAUUUUUGAUAAAUUAUUAAAUUUGGCAUUGAGACAUCUAAAUUGAAUACUAGAAGUGAAGUAGAGGUGAAAUGUUGAGUCGGCGCUAUUUAGAUUAGAAAAGUUGGGUCUUUAAGAUAGUACUUGUGAUUGCUAUUAAAAAUGUAUAGAAAAAAGAGUAUAUAGUACAGAAUGAAUGACAAAAAUAAUUUGACUUGGGACAUCCCUGGUGGUCCAGUGGUUAAGACUCCGAGCUUCCAAUGCAGAGGGCACGGGUUCCAUGCCUGGUGGUCGGGAAACUAAGAUCCCACAUGCCUGCAUGGCAUGACCAAAAAAAGAAAAAAACUGACUUUUCUUAGGGUGUUUUGGUUUUGUUUUGUUUGUUUGUUUUUGGUUAAGAAUGCUAAAUUGCAAUGUAUAUUAUCUGACUGGUAACUAUUUGUGUCUGAAAAUUCCUUUUCUAUUAAGAAUCUAGAAAAGGAAUUUAGGACUAGAAUAAGCAGAGAAAUUUUGUAACCUUUUUUAGAUGACUAAAUGUAAUGUUUAAGGCUCUAAUAUUGUUAUUUUUAGGAACUUCUUUAAGUACUGCUACUUUACAGAAAUUACUAACUGAAACUAAAACACUUGCAAUUAAGUAAAAUAAUAAAUCACAAGUUAAAACAAGAAAACAGGUUUCAUUUAAAAUUUUUUUCUGAUUGUAGUUUAUCAGUGUAGAAAGGAAAAGGUAAGAGGACUAUAAAUUUUCAUAUUUU
Mesoplodon densirostris (Blainville's beaked whale) is the source of this 3784-nucleotide messenger RNA. RefSeq names its product peroxisomal biogenesis factor 13 (gene PEX13). Gene Ontology annotation, biological process: protein import into peroxisome matrix, docking. The transcript has 5 exons. Gene Ontology annotation, molecular function: protein binding. Gene Ontology annotation, cellular component: peroxisomal membrane; peroxisomal importomer complex; peroxisome. NCBI's taxonomy places the organism in Eukaryota, Metazoa, Chordata, Mammalia, Artiodactyla, Ziphiidae. The record is from RefSeq and is a predicted model, not a curated record. Bases 463 to 1473 code for a protein of 336 amino acids.